GCACCCAGCCAGUCUACCUAGGGGAUGGCAAAGGCGCAUGUCGCGGCGGCGGCUCUAUCCCCCGACGGCGGGUACACGUCGGACACGCACGACGAGGGCCGGCUGCAAGAAAAAGAAGGAGAUGGUAGACGAUUCGCCGCCACCGACCCAGGUCCCAAACCAGUGGGUCGUCACAACUCCCUGAGCGACCGCGUCAGCGAGUGGGUUAGUACCAUUGACAGCGAAAGCCUCUUCAUCGCCGAGGAGGAGGACGUCGCUGUCGACGACCAGAGCAAGGACCUCACGGACUACGUACGUAGCCCGCCCGCGUCCCAUCGUGGCCGGGGAGGAGUCAGCUCUCCAGGCUUGAACAUUCUCGUCAGUGUAACCUGAUCAUUUCCUAGCUUCUUCAUAAUUGGUUAGACCAUCAGAUACUACAUCGCCGAUUUUCCGGUAAACUACUACAGUAUCAUUUUCCAAUUUCAGGUAUGAAUAUUGUAUUAUUGCAUGAAACCAAUACUAUAGGUACUGUAUAAUCGGCAUCUAAAUUUCUCAAUGUGAAGCGAACUUACACCAAAUAUGAUUAAAUUUGACAAUUUGUACCAAAUAUGAUUAAAUUUGACAAUUUGUGCUUACCUCUUUGUUGGGGCUUGUAGGAUUAUUGUGAUAACUAAAUGUAGAAUUCUCUUGUGGGCGAGAAUAUGUGUUGUAAAAAAAUUCUGAAGUAUUUGUAGUGCCU
Triticum aestivum (bread wheat) is the source of this 718-nucleotide messenger RNA. RefSeq lists its product as uncharacterized. The coding region runs from base 25 to 372 and encodes 115 amino acids. Lineage: Eukaryota; Viridiplantae; Streptophyta; Magnoliopsida; Poales; Poaceae. The record is from RefSeq and is a predicted model, not a curated record. The transcript is spliced from 2 exons.